Messenger RNA from Diabrotica virgifera virgifera (western corn rootworm), 870 nucleotides. RefSeq names its product protein PFC0760c-like. The transcript is spliced from 2 exons. The record is from RefSeq and is a predicted model, not a curated record. NCBI's taxonomy places the organism in Eukaryota, Metazoa, Arthropoda, Insecta, Coleoptera, Chrysomelidae. Bases 1 to 870 code for a protein of 289 amino acids.
AUGGGGACGAGUGACAACGAAAAUUUAGCAGAAGAAAUGGAGAUGACUAACAGUGACGAUGAUAUUGGUGGGGAGGCACAUGAAUUACAUGAAGAAGAGCAGGAUGAAAUGCUUGAAAAUAUCGAGUCUGAUAAAAAUAUCGAAGUAGAUGGAAAUAAUCUAAAAAUUGGUACUUUUGUGGUGGUCCAAUUUCUUACAAAAAAAACCGUUAAACAUUUCAUCGGAAUUAUAGUAGUAAUAAACGACGACAAUACAUACUGCACCUUAAGUAUAUACCUUUUUAAAAUGCAGUCUAAACAAUCUCUUAACGAUUUUCCAAAAAUUAGCUUAAACCUUAAAAAUUCGGCAUUAAGUGCUCUUAAGGCGUUGCAUGUUGUCGCGUACGGGGAUAAAGGGUUACCGCGACAAACUAGGAAGAAUUUGCGAAAUUUUACAAAUUUUGCGUGGGAUAAAGAAUCCCAGGAAUAUUCCACAAAAUUAGACGACAUUAAAAACAAACUAAGUAUGCCGGACUUAGUAGCAGUUUGCAGUGUUUUAGAUCUGAACUACACUGGUUCAGAAGAUGACGUGAUUGAACGUAUUUGUUCAUUUUUGAACGACUUCAAUCUUGAAGACGAGAAUGACGAUGAAGACGAAGUCGCUAGCGAUGAUGACGGUGAUAAAGACGUUUAUCACGGGGAAAACGGUAAAGACGUUACCGAAGACGAUCGCUAUAAUGAAGAUAACGACGCAAAUAGUGAUAAAGACGCUUAUCACGAUGAAGAAGGUAAAGACGUUACCGACGACGAUAAUAAUGAUGACGAUAUGGAUGAUGAAAGGACGACGGAUUUAUUUACGAGGAAUAGAUCAAAAUCAAACAAAAUGACAUGA